CGCCCCUUCCCGGUCUAGGAGCCCCGCCAAGGGGGCUGCCAGGGACUGACCGACAGACCCACAGACAGACCAGACGGAGGGAAAGACUGCGCUGAUGGCCACGCAGGGAGAGCCCAGCGUGGGACCAGAAGUCUGGAACCGGACGGAACCUGAGCCCGAUGCCGACAGCCUGCUGAGCCUUUGCUUCCUGAAGACGGCAGGGGUCUGGGUGCCCCCCAUGUACCUCUGGGCCCUGGGCCCCAUCUACCUCCUCUACAUCCACCGCCAUGGCAAGGGCUACCUCCGCAUGUCCUCCCUGUUCAAGACCAAAAUGGUUCUUGGGUUCACCCUCAUAAUCUUGUACACCUCCAGCGUGUCUGUCACUCUUUGGAGAAUCCACCAGGGGGUGCCGCAGGCCCCCGAAUUCCUCAUUCACCCCACCGUCUGGCUCACCACUAUGACCUUGGCAGUGUUCCUGAUCCACAUGGAGAGGAAGAAGGGGGUCCAGGCAUCGGGGGUGCUGUUUGGGUACUGGCUGCUCUGCUGUCUCUUGCCAGCUAUCAGCACCGCCCAGCAGGCCUCACAAGGGGGCUUCCAGAGUGACCCCUUCCGCCACCUGUCCACCUAUCUGGGCUUGUCUCUGAUGGUGGCGCAGUUCCUGCUGUCCUGCCUGGCCGAUCAACCCCCCUUGUUCCCUAAAGACCCCCAGCCAUCUAAUCCAUGUCCAGAGGCUGGGGCCUCCUUCCCCUCCAAGGCCAUGUUCUGGUGGGUUUCUGGGCUGAUCUGGAGGGGCUACAGGAGGCCACUGGGACCAAAAGACCUCUGGUCGUUGGGGAGAGAGAACUCCUCAGAAGAACUUGUGUCCCAGCUGGAAAGGGAAUGGACAAGGAGUCGCCGUGCAGCCCAGCGGCACUCCGCGGCAGCCGUGUUCAAAAGGAAAGGGAGCCUCCGCCGUGGUGGGGAGGCCACAGAGGCCGAGGCCUUCCUGCAGCCGAAAGGGAGCGUGAGGGGCCCGCUGCUGAGGGCCAUUUGGCAGGUCUUCCGCUCCACCUUCCUCCUGGGGACCCUCUGCCUUGUCAUCAGUGACGUCUUCAGGUUCACUGUCCCCAAGCUCCUCAGCCUUUUCCUGGAGUUCAUUGGCGAUUCCGCAGCCCCUGCCUGGAAGGGCUACCUGAUCGCCGUGCUGAUGUUCCUGGCCGCCUGCCUGCAGACGCUGUUCGAGCAGCAGCACAUGUACAGGCUCAAGGUGCUGCAGAUAAGGCUGCGGACAGCCGUCACCGGCCUGGUGUACAGAAAGGUCCUGGCUCUGUCCAGCGGCUCCAGAAAGACCAGCGCCGUGGGGGACGUGGUCAACCUGGUGUCCGUGGACGUGCAGCGGCUGAUCGAGAGCGUUGUCUACGUCAAUGGGCUGUGGCUGCCACUCGUCUGGAUCAUCGUCUGCUUCGUUUAUCUCUGGCAGCUUCUCGGGCCCUCUGCCCUCACCGCCAUCACUGUCUUCCUGAGCCUGCUCCCUCUGAAUUUCUUCAUCUCCAAGAAGAGGAACCACUAUCAGGAGGAGCAAAUGAGGCAGAAGGACUCCCGGGCUCGGCUCACCAGCUGCGUCCUCCGGAACAUGAGGGCGAUCAAGUGCCACGGCUGGGAGGAGGCCUUCCUGGAGAGAGUCCUGCGCAUCCGGGGCCAGGAGCUGGGCGCCCUGAGGACCUCGGGGCUCCUCUUCUCUGUGUCUCUGGUGUCCUUCCAAGUGUCCACGUUCCUGGUGGCACUGGUGGUGUUUACUGUCCAUACUCUGGUGGCCGAGGAGAAUGCCAUGGAUGCCGAGAAAGCCUUCGUGACCCUCACGGUUCUCAACAUCCUCAACAAGGCCCAGGCCUUCCUGCCCUUCUCCAUCCACUCUGUGGUCCAGUCCCGGGUGUCCUUUGACCGCCUGGCCGCCUUCCUCUGCCUGGAAGAAGUGGACCCUGAGGCCGUGGUGUGGAGUCCCUCCAGAGGCUCUGCCAAAGAGGAUUGCAUCCGUGUGCGAGAAGGUACCUUUGCCUGGUCCCUGGAGAGCCCGCCCUGCCUGCACAGGAUAAACCUCAGUGUGCCACAGGGCUGUCUGCUGGCUGUGGUUGGUCCCGUGGGAGCAGGGAAGUCCUCUCUGCUCUCCGCACUCCUUGGGGAGCUGUCAAAGGUGGAGGGGACCGUGAACAUCAAGGGUCCUGUGGCCUACAUGCCCCAGGAGGCCUGGGUCCAGAACGCGUCCGUGGUGGAGAACGUGUGCUUCAGGCAGGAGCUGAACCCAUCAUGGCUGGAGCGGGUCCUGGAGGCCUGCGCCCUGUGGCCAGAUGUGGGCAGCUUUCCUGCAGGAGUCCACACCCAAAUUGGGGAGCAGGGCAUGAAUCUCUCUGGGGGCCAGAAGCAGCGGGUGAGCCUGGCCCGGGCCGUGUAUAGGAAGGCUGCUGUAUACCUGCUGGAUGACCCCCUGGCAUCCCUGGAUGCUCAUGUUGGCCAGCACAUCUUCAAUCAGGUCAUCGGGCCCAACGGGCUGCUCCAGGGAACGACACGGAUUCUCGUGACCCACGCACUCCAAGUCCUGCCCCAGGCUGAUCGGAUCGUGGUGCUGGAAGAUGGGGCCAUUGCAGAGAUGGGUUCCUACCAGGAGCUUCUGAACAGGAAAGGGGCCCUGGUGAGCCUUCUGGAUCGAGCCAGACAGCCAGGAGGGAGAGGAGAAGGAGAAACAGAACUCGCGACCGGCAUUGAGGACCCCAGAGGCUCUGCUGGAGGUGGGAGGCCCAUGGGUGGACCAGAGAGUAACAGGUCCAUGAAGUCAAUCCCUGAGAUGGACAGCACCGCUUUGGAGGCCCAGACAAAGGUUCCCCUAGAUGACCCUGAGAGGACAGGACGGCCAACAGGAGGGGACAGUGUGCAGUAUGGCAAGGUGAAGGCCGCCCUGUACCUGAGCUACAUGCGGGCCGUGGACACCCCGCUCUGCCUCUACGCACUGUUCCUCUUCUUCUGCCAGCAAGUGGCCUCCUUCUGCCGCGGCUACUGGCUCAGCCUGUGGGUGGACGACCCCACCGUGGAUGGGCGGCAGCCACAGGCGGCCACGCGAGGCUGGGUCUUCGGGCUCCUGGGAUGCCUCCAAGCUAUAGGGCUGCUUGCCUCCACGACCACCGUGCUCCUAGGGGGGAUCCGGGCAUCCAGCCGGCUCUUCCGGAGGCUCCUGUGGGACGUGGCACGGUCUCCCAUCGGUUUCUUCGAGCGGACGCCCAUGGGGAACCUGCUGAACCGCUUCUCCAAGGAGACGGACACCGUGGAUGUGGACAUCCCCGACAAACUCCGGUCCCUGCUGAUUUACACCUUCGGACUCCUGGAGGUCAGCCUGGUGGUGACAGUGGCCACCCCGCUGGCUGCUGUGGCCAUCCUGCCGCUGCUGCUCCUCUACACUUGGUUUCAGAGCCUGUACGUGGCCACUUCAUGCCAACUCAGACGCAUGGAGUCAGCCAGGCACUCCUUCGUGUGUUCCCACGUGGCGGAGACGUUCCAGGGCGGCCCAGUGGUCAGGGCCUUCCGGGCCCAGCGCCCCUUCAUGGCUCAGAACAAUGCCCACAUGGAUGAAAGCCAGCGAGUCAGUUUCCCACGGCUGGUGGCUGACAGGUGGCUCGCUGCCAACCUGGAGCUCCUGGGGAACGGGCUGGUGUUUGCCGCUGCCACGUGCGCCGUGCUGAGCAAGGCCCAUCUCAGCGCGGGCCUCGUGGGCUUCUCCGUCUCCGCCGCUCUCCAGGUGACCCAGACGCUGCAGUGGGCUGUCCGCAGCUGGACAGACCUGGAGAGCAGCAUCGUGUCAGUGGAGCGGAUGCAGGACUACACUCGGACACCCAAGGAGGCGCCCUGGACCCUGCCCACCUGUGCAGCCCAGCCCCCCUGGCCCUGUGGGGGCCAGAUCGAGUUCCGGGAUUUGGGGCUGAGACACCGGCCUGAGCUCCCGCUGGCCGUGCGGGGGGUGUCGUUCAAGAUCCAAGCAGGAGAGAAGGUGGGCAUCGUUGGCAGGACGGGGGCAGGGAAGUCCACCCUGGCCGGGGGCCUGCUGCGGCUCCUGGAGGCCGCGGAGGGUGAGGUCUGGAUCGACGGGGUCCCCAUCAGCCACGUGGGGCUGCACACACUGCGGUCCAGGAUCACCAUCAUCCUCCAGGACCCCAUCCUGUUCCCCGGCUCUCUGAGGAGGAACCUCGACAUGCUACAGGAGCACACGGACGAAGCCAUCUGGAAGGCCCUGGAGACAGUGCAGCUCAGAGCCCUGGUGGCCAGCCUGCCCGGCCAGCUGCAGUACGAGUGUGCCGACCAAGGCGAUGACCUCAGCCUGGGCCAGAAGCAGCUGCUGUGUCUGGCCCGCGCCCUUCUCCGGAAAACCCAGAUCCUCAUCCUGGACGAGGCCACGGCCGCCGUGGACCCGGGGACGGAGCUCCAGAUGCAGGCCGCCCUGGAGAGCUGGUUUGCCCAGUGCACGGUGCUGCUCAUUGCCCACCGCCUGCGCUCCGUGAUGGACUGCGCCAGGGUGCUGGUCAUGGACAAGGGGCAGGUGGCAGAGAGCGGCAGCCCCGCCCAGCUGCUGGCCCAGAAGGGCCUGUUCUAUAGGCUGGCACAGGAGUCUGGCAUGGUCUGAGCCAGACCCCUCAACCCUCCCGCCACGCCAACCCGGAAAGACGUGCCAUGCCCCGGAGAGACCAGUGACCUGGGGUCGUCAGCGGAGUCCAGACCCCUCUGCUCUCCGGGAGAGUGGACGAUCGUCACAGACCCAGGAGGAUGCAGCCCCCAAGGACGGCCCGACCAGAGCCCGCCCAGCCUGUCCAUCCCGGAGCUGAAGUGGGCAGUGGCUCUCAGCCCUGGCUGCCCAUGGGACCCACCUGGGGACUCAAGACCUGCCCACACCCAGUCUCCACCACAGACCAAUGAAAUCACUAACCCUGUGGCAGGGAAUGGUGUGUGUACUUUCCCAAAGUAACCCUUUUAUUUUGAGAUGAGUGUAGAGUGACCAGCAGUUUUAAGAAAUAAUCCACAGAAUGCCUGUGCACCCUUUUCCAUUUCCCCUAAAAGUAACACCUUGAA
Molecule: messenger RNA, 5064 nt
Organism: Pipistrellus kuhlii (Kuhl's pipistrelle)
Lineage: Eukaryota; Metazoa; Chordata; Mammalia; Chiroptera; Vespertilionidae
Gene: ABCC6
Product: ATP binding cassette subfamily C member 6
Exons: 31
Coding region: 95-4621 (1508 amino acids)
Biological process (GO): transmembrane transport
Cellular component (GO): membrane
Molecular function (GO): ATP binding; ABC-type transporter activity; ATP hydrolysis activity
Source: RefSeq, a predicted model, not a curated record